AUGUCAGUCAUUCCAACAAAACCAAAUGUUGAUAUUGAAGCUCUUGCUUUAAAGAAGGCCGAGGAAAUAUCUUUUGCUGAUCUUGGUGUCUCGAAAGAAUUGUGUGAGGCAUGCGAAAAAUUGAACUUUAAGCAUCCCACAGAAAUCCAGAAAGAAUCAAUUCCAUGGGCAUUAGAAGGCCGAGACAUUAUUGGUCUCGCUCAAACAGGUUCUGGUAAGACGGCUGCUUUUGCAUUGCCCAUUAUCCAGAAGCUGUGGGAUAGUCCUAAGGCAGAAGCUUUUUUUGCAUGUGUCAUGGCACCAACAAGAGAGUUAGCUUACCAAAUCGCCGAAACCUUUGAAUCAUUGGGAUCUGUCAUUGGUGUCCGUUGCGCAGUUAUUGUCGGUGGUAUGGAUAUGAUGGCACAAUCCAUUGCCUUGUCAAAAAGACCCCAUAUCCUUGUAUGCACACCAGGUCGUCUGCAAGAUCAUCUUGAAAACACAAAGGGUUUCAGUUUACGUACUCUUAAAUAUCUGGUUAUGGACGAAGCCGAUAGAUUGCUUGAUAUGGAUUUCGGGCCUAAAAUUGAUCAGAUCUUGAAGGCCAUUCCACGAGAGAGAAACACUUUCCUCUUCUCUGCUACGAUGACAACAAAAGUUGCUAAGCUACAGCGUGCAAGUUUAUCAAAGCCUGUCAAGGUCGAGGUAGCCACAAAGUACUCCACAGUAAAAACCUUGCUACAGUACUAUCUCUUCUUCCCUCUUAAGUUCAAGGAUUGCUACAUGGUGUAUCUUCUCAACGAGUUCGCCGGAAAUUCUACGAUCAUCUUUACUCGUACAUGUAGUGAUACACAAAGAAUUGCAAUCAUGCUUAGAAACCUUGGUUUUGGGGCAAUUCCUUUGCAUGGACAACUGGCUCAGGCUAAGCGUCUUGGUUCUCUGAACAAAUUUAAAGCCGGUACUCGUAAUAUUCUUGUUGCUACUGAUGUAGCAAGCAGAGGUCUUGAUAUUCCUCUUGUAGAUGUGGUGAUCAACUAUGAUGUCCCACAGUCAUCUAAAGAUUAUAUCCAUCGCGUUGGUCGUACAGCAAGAGCCGGUAGAUCCGGAAAAUCUGUUACCUUUGUUACCCAAUACGAUGUCGAGCUGAUUCAGCGUGUAGAAAAAGAUCUUGAGCGCAAGUUGGAUCCUUUCCCUCUUGAGAAAGACGCUGUCAUGAUGUUACAGGAGCGUGUCAAUGACGCUCAGCGUAUUGCCACCCUGGAAAUGAAAGAGCAUGCACACAAAAAGGGAUCAAAGCGCGGAAGAGAUGAUGAUGAUGAUAAGGAAGAGAAGAAAGAGCGGUCCAAUGUACCAAAGAAGAAGUUUGUAAAGCGCAGCUAG
Molecule: messenger RNA, 1359 nt
Organism: Phycomyces blakesleeanus NRRL 1555(-)
Lineage: Eukaryota; Fungi; Mucoromycota; Mucoromycetes; Mucorales; Phycomycetaceae
Exons: 5
Coding region: 1-1359 (452 amino acids)
Molecular function (GO): nucleic acid binding; RNA helicase activity; ATP binding
Source: RefSeq, a predicted model, not a curated record